UCUCAGCCACUCCAGGAUGGACCGAACGGGCAUGCCACUCCAUUGACACAGCAGGCACAAGAGCUGUACGGAGACGCGCUGGCCGGGGGGCAGAGCUUGUUCUUGCUGCAGCAGGAGGGGACCGGGGGCGACGUUUUCAGCUGCUCCCUGGGUAACCUGCCCCCUGGGGAGGAGGCGGCGCUGACCCUGCGCUACGUCUGCGAGCUGCCGCUGGAGCCCGAUGGAGCCACCCACUACGUGUUGCCAGCUGUGCUGUGCCCCCGCUACACGCCCCAUGGGUGGGAUGGGGAGGACGUCACCCAGGGGGUCCCGCGAGUCCCCCAGGGGGAGCUGCCCUAUACCCUGAGCCUGAGCGCCACGCUGCAGUCGCCCCACAGCAUCGACCGCGUGCUCUCCAACUGCUCUCUCACCCCCCUGAGCUACACGGCUGGGAACCGGACCACCGCCCAGGUAAGGGCUCACCCGGACACCUGGGUCCCAGCUAUCCCCACUGGCAGGGCCACUGGGCGCGAGAGCCAGCGGGACCCUGCCCCCCAGGAGCCAUGGGGAAGUGAUGGAGUCUGUCGCCCCACCAAGUGUCUCUGGCUGAGGCCCCCCCAUGGGACCGAGACGUGGAGCUGCUGGUGUAUUACGCGGAGUCGCACAAACCCAGCACGGUGCUGGAGGUCGGGUUGCCCGGAGCAGAGCCAGGGCUGGCCACAUCUCCCCACAGGCUCCCUGAUGGGCGACCCGGCCGUAAUGGUGACCCUGCUGCCCAGCCUGCCCGAGGCAGUGCCAGGCCAGAGCUCGGCCGGGGAGUUCAUCUUCCUGCUGGACCUCUCCGGCAGCAUGGAGUGCUCCAUGGAUGGCUGAGACCGCUCCCCCCAGCGCAUCAACAGUGCCAAGGAGACCCUGGUCCUGCUGUUGAAGAGUUUGCCCCUGGGCUGUUAUUUCAACAUCUACGGCUUUGGGUCUCGGUUCGAGUCCUUCUGCCCGCAGAGCGUGGGAUACACCCAACAGACCAUGGCCGAGUCCCUGCAGCGCGUUCAGCAGCUCCAGGCUGACCUGGGGGGCACCGAGAUCUUGGCGCCGCUACGAGCCAUUUACCGCAGCCCCUGCCGGGACGGGCACCCGCACCAGACUUCGGUGCCGCACCCUGCAUGCAGGACGUUUUCUGCAUCACCUCCCAGGUCCAGUCCCUCUGUUUCGACGGGUUCCAAGAGCUCUCCGAUGUGGCCAUGGACUGCGCCACGGACUGCGACUUUGACGACAGCUCGGAUGUGCCAGAAUGGGCACCGGAGGAGUCUCCCCUACUAAGGCUGGUGUCUCUGCAGAAUGCUGAUGGCUCGUGGGACCUGGACCCCCGGCUGGCCGCCUCGCUGGGGGUGAGCGAGACCGAUGCCAGGGGGAGGAUGCCCAGUAAGGGCCCCAGCUGAGCGAAUGCCUGGAAGCCGCCAACGCCCUGCUGGGCUGCAGGGUUGGCCCUGCUAUCUUCAGACUCUGAGCCCCUCCGGAUUCCUCUACCCUCCCCCCCUCGCAAGCUACCCUGGGCCUCCAACCCAGCUGAGUCCCCCCCCCCAUCCCCGUACUCCUCCCCCAGCUACCCUAGGCCUCCAACCCAACUGAGCCCACCCGAUCCCCAUACCCCCCGCCUCCCAAGCUAUCCUGGGUCUCAAGCCGCACUGAGCCCCCCACACACACACACACACAAACACCAAGGAUCCUAAAUUAAGAGCAACCAGUUGGUUUGCAUAAGUUUAACGAAAACAGUUUAAAUUGACCCUGUAACUUACAGCGGAGGAAGGUCGUUGUGCAGACAGGCCCUUGGUGCUGUGGGCGGAGACUGUCUCUGCCAGCCCCUCGCUGGAAUAAAGCAGUUCCCCAAAUUUGUCUGCCUGGCUUUGGCUGGGGUCCCGGGCUCCGAGCUCCCCACAACUGCCCAGGGCACUGGGUUCCCAGUAGGGUCAGGGACCGCCGGCCCUGAGCGGGUGGAUUAGCGCUCCCAGCUCCAGCUUUCUGGUGGGGCAGAGCAGCAGGACCCAGACGCUGGGGUGGCUGGCGGGGGCCGGGAGGAGCCCCGGAGAGCGGGGAGCACGUGGGAUGCAGGUGGCAGACACAGGGCAUUCGUCCAGGGCAGUGUUUAGCAGGACGUUUUAGCUCUGGGCCUGUGCGGACCCCUGACACCCCCUCACUGGUCUCUGCUCCACCAGGAGGAGGAGCUGCUAGGCCUGGAAAAUCUGUCCCUGCUCGGCCGCUGUUGGGACAUGUGAUUGCCAUUCAGAUACUGGGGAACCGGGCGUCCAGCCUCCCGGCAGCUCGGGAACCCCCAGUCCUGCCUGGAGCGAGGACACAGAGGCAUUGUAAUGGGACAGGGAAGCAGCAAAGGCUCUCCCCCUGCCCACACAGCCCCCCAGCGCUUUGCCUGGCUGCUUCCGCCUGUGCUCUGACGCCAGCGGCCUUGUGGGCUCUAGCAGCCGAGUCUCCUGUGCUGAGCCCCAGCGGCUGCGGGGCCAGGCCCUGAUGCUGCCAGCCCAGGGCAUUGAAAUUGGAAGGAACAAUUCUAGAGAGAAAAGACUGGGGAAGAUUUUCCUGGCACAGAUGGCAGCCAGGUGCCCAGCUCCCCUGGACAGUCUAGAGAGACGGGGGUUGUUAUCCUGAUGUGUAACAACGAUAAACCCAGGGGAGCUGGUGCUCAGCCUGGGCCUAGGGGUGGGCCAAACCCCCACCUCUGAGCCCAGGAGCUGGGUGGGCAAAAUCCAGGCUCUUUAUAGGUCGCCAGGCAGAAAGCUCCGUGAAGGUGAAGUUCAAGGUUCGGGGUGGUGCCUGUCCCUGCGGGGUAAGAAAUAUCCCAUGACUGGUGCCAGGAUCCCCACAGCACGUGUAGCAAAUCCCAGAGACUCCCCAUCCCCAUGACACUGAAAAGAAAUGCAAACCCAUUCAGCCAGGAAACGCAGAGCAUGGUCCCCAAAUGCCCUAACUCUGCCUGGGGCCGGCACAGAAUCUUACGAUUCAGACAGAGGUGCCCCACUUCCACUUCCAGCUCUGACGUCCCAUGUUCAGGCUCCCCUGGCAUUACCCAAACCCCACUCAGCUGCUGCCGAGCCCUGUGAGCUCCCUGUCAGGGUGCCUACAGCACCUCCAUUUCUGCCUCAGGACCUGCGCCUCCGGCGGGUGCCCAGGCUCUGGGCCCCGGGGGAGGCUCCAAGCCGCUGUCGUGAUGCCGGAUCCAGUGGCUGUGCUCUGAUCUCCGGCUGUCUCCUUAUGGCUUGUACCCCAGGGGUUCGAGCACUCGCCCUGGUUCAGCUCCCCACCCUGCCAGCUGGAGAGAGAGACUGGGAAUAUGGGCCUCUCACCUGGCUGCAGCGCCCGAACCCAGAGCUCCGGGCUAACCCGGGGAGGCUCCAGACAGAGCUGUUUCACCCUGGAUCAUAACUCACUAGUCAGGGGACGGGUUCCUGCUCUCCCGUCCCCGGGGAACUCUGAGGCACCAGGCUCCAGUGUCACUCGCUCGCUCUCUGGCCGAAUGGCUCCUCUUAGCCAUUCCCUAUGGCAGCUUCCGGGGCAACACCCGCAGCUCCCCACUCUGGAUUUGCCAGCUCAGACUCCCUCCUCCCAGGCAGGCAGUAACCACAGACUCCACUCCAUAGUCCCAAACAUGCCUCCCUUGGCCCUGUGAGUGACUGCAGAACAUGUCCCUGCAGCCCCUGUCUGCUCGCAGCUCCUGGGCUUUCCACGGGCCCCUGCUGUUCCCGGCCAGCUGAGCUGUGAGAGUGGGAAGUUGCCCCGAGUGUGACCGCCACUUCCUGAGUUUGCAGAGAGCCUGAGCCCAUUGCUUCAAGAGGCGGGUCAUGAGUCCCAAAGGGAUGGUGAGUCUUA
Messenger RNA from Trachemys scripta elegans, 3855 nucleotides. RefSeq names its product von Willebrand factor A domain-containing protein 5A-like. The annotation marks the transcript as partial. Lineage: Eukaryota; Metazoa; Chordata; Testudines; Emydidae. The record is from RefSeq and is a predicted model, not a curated record. The transcript has 10 exons.